Messenger RNA from Piliocolobus tephrosceles (Ugandan red Colobus), 2529 nucleotides. It is a transcript of the gene CADM3, whose product is annotated as cell adhesion molecule 3. The record is from RefSeq and is a predicted model, not a curated record. The coding region runs from base 174 to 1466 and encodes 430 amino acids. NCBI's taxonomy places the organism in Eukaryota, Metazoa, Chordata, Mammalia, Primates, Cercopithecidae. Gene Ontology annotation, cellular component: presynaptic membrane. The transcript has 10 exons. Gene Ontology annotation, biological process: homophilic cell-cell adhesion.
UCCCCGCGACUGCAGCAGCACCGGCUCCCUCCCGGUCCCCACCUCGGCCCCGGGCUCCGAAGCAGCUCGGGGGCGCCCUUUAGGUCAACGUCGUAGUCCACCCCCUCCCCAUCCCCAGCCCCCGGGGAUUCAGGCUCGCCAGCGCCCAGCCAGGGAGCCGGCCGGGAAGCGCGAUGGGGGCCCCAGUCGCCUUGCUCCUGCUCCUGCUGUUCGCCUGCUGCUGGGCGCCCAGUGGGGCCAACCUCUCCCAGGACGGCUACUGGCAGGAGCAGGAUUUGGAGCUGGGAACUCUGGCUCCACUCGACGAGGCCAUCAGCUCCACAGUCUGGAGCAGCCCUGACAUGCUGGCCAGUCAAGACAGCCAGCCCUGGACAUCUGAUGAAACAGUGGUGGCUGGUGGCACCGUGGUGCUCAAGUGCCAAGUGAAAGAUCACGAGGACUCAUCCCUGCAAUGGUCUAACCCUGCUCAGCAGACUCUCUACUUUGGGGAGAAGAGAGCCCUUCGAGAUAAUCGAAUUCAGCUGGUUACCUCUACGCCCCAUGAGCUCAGCAUCAGCAUCAGCAAUGUGGCCCUGGCAGACGAGGGCGAGUAUACCUGCUCAAUCUUCACUAUGCCUGUGCGAACUGCCAAGUCCCUCGUCACUGUGCUAGGAAUUCCACAGAAGCCCAUCAUCACCGGUUAUAAAUCAUCAUUACGGGAAAAGGAUACAGCCACCCUAAACUGUCAGUCUUCUGGGAGCAAGCCUGCAGCCCGGCUCACCUGGAGAAAGGGUGACCAAGAACUCCACGGAGAACCAACCCGCAUACAGGAAGAUCCCAAUGGUAAAACCUUCACUGUCAGCAGCUCGGUGACAUUCCAGGUUACCCGGGAGGAUGAUGGGGCGAACAUCGUGUGCUCUGUGAACCAUGAAUCUCUAAAGGGAGCUGACAGAUCCACCUCUCAACGCAUUGAAGUUUUAUACACACCGACUGCGAUGAUUAGGCCAGACCCUCCCCAUCCUCGUGAGGGCCAGAAGCUGUUGCUACACUGUGAGGGUCGUGGCAAUCCAGUCCCCCAGCAGUACCUAUGGGAGAAGGAGGGCAGUGUGCCACCCCUGAAGAUGACCCAAGAGAGUGCCCUGAUCUUCCCCUUCCUCAACAAGAGUGACAGCGGCACCUACGGCUGCACGGCCACCAGCAACAUGGGCAGCUACAAGGCCUACUACACUCUCAACGUUAAUGACCCCAGUCCGGUGCCCUCCUCCUCCAGCACCUACCACGCCAUCAUCGGCGGGAUCGUGGCUUUCAUUGUCUUCCUGCUGCUCAUCAUGCUCAUCUUCCUUGGACAUUACUUGAUCCGGCACAAAGGAACCUACCUGACACAUGAGGCGAAAGGCUCCGACGAUGCCCCGGAUGCGGACACGGCCAUCAUCAAUGCAGAAGGCGGGCAGUCGGGAGGGGACGACAAGAAGGAAUAUUUCAUCUAGGGGCGCCUGCCCACUUCCUGCGCCCCCCCCAGGGGCCCCGUGGGGACUGCUGGGGCUAUCACCAACCUGGACUUGUACAGAGCGACCCCAGGGCCGCCCCUCCCGCUUGUUCCCCAGCCCACCCACCCCCCUGUACAGAAUGUCUGCUUUGGGUGCGGUUUUGUACUCGGUUUGGAAUGGGGAGGGAGGAGGGCGGGGGGGGAGGGGAGGGUUGCCCUCAGCCCUUUCCGUGGCUUCUCUGCAUUUGGGUUAUUAUUAUUUUUGUAACAAUCCCAAAUCAAAUCUGUCUCCAGGCUGGAGAGGCAGGAGCCCUGGGGUGAGAAAGGCAAAAAACAAACAAAAAAACAAAACCCUGGAGUGUUAGGAGGAGAGUGAAGGUAGAGGGGUGAGGAAGGGUAAGGGGCAGGGCUGGUUUGGAGCUGGGGGCUCUCACCAACCCUCCUUUCAGCCUCUACAACAGAGCAGCUUCCCAGACUUCUCCAGGAACCCAGAAACGGGAUGCUUGUCGACAAAGGUUGGGAGUGGCUUUUCCUCUGGUAGCCAUGCACCUGAGCAUACAAACAAGGAGGCAGGUGCCACCCCGACACCCGUCUUCCAUAGCAAUGGGAAAGUGAUGAGUAGGGGAGUCCUGAGGAGAUGUGGCCUGCAGAAGACACGCAGCCAUGCAAGGACCCAGGGGUUUAACCUGGGGAGGACGCAGGUCCCUGCAAGGAAGAGUAGAUUUGGAGAGGAAGGAAAUGAACAAAGCCGGUCCCUUUCCAUAGGAACUGCCCUUGGAGAUUGCGGAGGGUGGCUGCCCCUCCUUGCUCCAGCAGCUGUGGGAGAGGCACUGCUCUGGGGCCUGCACUGCCUCUGCUUCCCCUGCUGAGGGGCCCCUCACUCUUACCCAAGACUCUGGAUUGUUGCAUGGCAACCACUCCUCCCAUGGCAUUGCUCAGCAACUACUCCUCCCAUCCUGGCCACCCUGUGCCCCCUUCCUGGUCCCAACGCCAGCCCUUAGUCCUUCCUCCCUCAGCAGCCAGGCAGACAUAACAACAAAACUACUAAAAGGAACUUCACUGCA